Molecule: messenger RNA, 2063 nt
Organism: Schistosoma margrebowiei
Lineage: Eukaryota; Metazoa; Platyhelminthes; Trematoda; Strigeidida; Schistosomatidae
Source: the annotation of a GenBank genome assembly
CAACCUUGUCGGUUGUCUGAACUCAAGGGCAUAUCUUUAAACCCGUAGUGUGCUUGGUGUACUUACUUUAGCAACUGUCCUCAGUAUUUAUUACUGUCAUGGGAAAUAGGUUACGAUCAUAUACCUCACUUGGAUUUAUAUUAUGUAUUGUUAAAGUGAUUUUGAUAACGCUAUUACAUAUCACAUAUUCAGUUUCUUUGGAGGAAUAUGACGAAAUGGCGUAUGCUGUCCCCACAGAAAGCAUCGAUAUUGAUUUGUUUAUGAAAUCACAUUCAUCAUAUAAUAAGUACACCACUUCCCAAAAGAAUUUGAAUGCAACUGUUUUAGCAUAUGUAACGCCUUGGAAUAAACUAGGAUACGAAGUAGCAAAAAUAUUCGGUGCUAAAUUCAACCUUAUUGCUCCUGUGUGGUUUGAAGUCCAAGGUGAAAAAAAGGCAUAUACAGUUACUGGGAUCCCUGAAAUUAACACUGAAUGGCUUAGUGAAAUUCGCACUGUGAAUCCUGAUGUAAAGAUAGUACCUCGAUUUUCCUUCGGUCCAUGGGAAGACCGAGAUUAUGCUUCAACUUUAAAAGAUGUUCCUAAAACAGAUAAAUGUAUUCGAAAUGUGAUCAAUAUUUUAAAGAAAUAUAAUUUUGAUGGUGCAGUCAUAGAAAUAUGGGCACAGUUCUCUGGUGUAGAAUUACAAUCACUAAUAGAUUUUAUAGUACGACUUUCUGAUAAUUUACAUUCAAGUGGCAAGCUUUUUGUACUCGUUAUUCCACCUCCUGUUUACUAUGAAGGCAUAGAAGGAAGAUUUAAAGAAGAAAAUUUUAAAAUAUUGGCCGAUUAUGUUGAUUAUUUUAGCUUAAUGACUUACGACUAUUCUUCACCUCAUAGACCUGGGCCUAAUAGUCCUUUGAGUUGGGUAGAAGAAUGCAUUAAUCGUUUGGUUCCAAAGAAUUCUUUAGACCAGGCAAAAUUGCGUAAACAAAUUUUGGUGGGUUUAAACUUUUAUGGAAUUGAUUACUUGCCUAAAAAAUUAAUCGGUGAACCUAUUAAAGGCAAUGAGUAAGUGUUACAUUUUCCUCUGAAGAAUUUCCUUUUCGCUUCAUUUUGUUGAAAAUGUUUAUUGAUUUUAUUGCUAUCCAGGAAUGUUUCUCAUAUCAUAUUCAUCAAAGGGACCGUGUUUCAUUGUUCUAAGCUCUUUACUUCUAACUAUUUAAUCUAAAAAUUUGAUCCUCAACCUACUCACUCUGACUCAAUAAAUUGAACUAACCAACCCUUACAUAUUAUGAGUAGUUUAAAGUUUAGUGCGUCGACUGCGAAUUUAUUUUGAAGAAAGUGUAAAUAAGGAUUUAAGCAGAAUAACAUGAAUUUAUUUUAUUUAUCUAAGUUGUCAUCAGCUACUACAACCUAGAAUGUUUUAAAAUCAAAAUUAUACAUAGUAGUUAACGUACUUGGAGAAGUGAGCUGUGAAUGUUUCAUUUCUCUCGGUGUGUUUUAAUAUUGCCUAGUAUUCUUUGGACAGAAUUAUUAACUUCAGUGUUGGUAAAGUUCACGUACUGAUUAGUUAUAUCACCUAUAUCAUUUUUUGUCCGAUUAUGUAAAGUUAGAUCAAUAAUGUUCGAGUCAAAAUCAGGGAAACUCAUUCUUACAAUUCUUCAGUGUCUUUGCAAAGAUAAUUAUCAAUGAAAUACCUCGGGUAACUUCAAUAUCACUAACUUCUAAAGCAAUUUUUGUUCAUUUCACAAAUUGAUACUGUAUUUUCUUUAUUCUGUUGUUUAGUGUUAUUGAAAUAGUUGAGAAGUAUCAACCGAAUUUUAAAUGGGAUAAAAAAUGGGCUGAACAUAGCUUCUCUUACAAGGAUAAAAAAUCGCAAGAUCACUUGGCUUUCUAUCCUACCUUGAUGUCGAUAGCACAACGUCUACAAGCUAUACUAUCCAGAGGUACGGGUGUUUCUAUCUGGGAGAUAGGACAAGGACUAAAUAGUUUUUAUUCACUGUUCUAAUGUAAAAUUUUACAUACCGUCAUGGCAUGUUUGUGCACUUUUUUAUCUUUUGGAAAUAUAUUUUCAUACAUCGAA